Messenger RNA from Anopheles funestus (African malaria mosquito), 895 nucleotides. RefSeq names its product selenoprotein H-like. The record is from RefSeq and is a predicted model, not a curated record. Lineage: Eukaryota; Metazoa; Arthropoda; Insecta; Diptera; Culicidae. The transcript has 2 exons. Gene Ontology annotation, cellular component: Golgi apparatus.
UUUAAUUGUAAUUAAGCGUUUCGUAUUGCAGGCAGAGUUGUUAUUCCGCCGUUAUUGUUUGCGCGCCAUUUAUUUUCUGCAUCAAACAGUGCUGCCAGCCAUCUGUCAAACAUAUCACUUGAUUUAUGCUCGUUCGCGCCAAAGAAGCAAAGCAGGCUGCUAUUUACAUAUGUGCGUAUAGCCUUGAGUGAGCAACAAGCACGCAGCAACCACGGAAUACUGCGUAGAAAGGAUCUGCUGUUCCUGAACAUACGAGGACGCUGAAACGAUGGCUCCGCGGCGUAAACGUGCUGCUGCAGCGAAGUCCAACGAGACUGCGGCUAAAAAGUCGAAGCCAGAAGAGAAGGCUUCUAAAAACUCGAACGAAGCACAAGAAGGUUCCAAGGAUGCAGGAGCUUACGUGUUUAUAGAACACUGCAAAUCAUGAUCCGUGUUCAAGCGCAAGGCAGCCGAGGUCCACUCGGAACUAUGCGAGCUUGCGCCGGACCACAGCUUUCAGCUGGUGUUGAACGAGAAUGGUAAACCGCGCCGAGGUGCUUUCGAGGUUUCUGUCGCCAAGUCGAUGGAUGAUGAGAAAACGCUUGUUUGGUCGGGAGUGUCUAAGGGACCACCGAGGAAAGAAAAAUUCCCGGAAGUAAAGAGCAUCCUAGAUGACGUUCUCAAGGCGUUGAAGUAAUGCCACAAAGAAUGGUCGCUUGGGAAUGCGGCAGUGGGCGCAUCUAAAAUUCUACGAAAUGCUACGCCACAUGACGAAGCAAGAGCAAACCCUUCCCGGGACUCGUGCAUCUGAAGCUUUGCUAGCAUUUUUUAGAAGAAUGAUGCGAUAGCUGACGUCUUACUGAGUCGGACUAUCAAAUUGAAAGUACAAAUAAAAACUCAGGAUCACUAUUAUACA